This is a messenger RNA of Aethalodelphis obliquidens (Pacific white-sided dolphin), 1515 nucleotides long. RefSeq names its product biogenesis of lysosomal organelles complex 1 subunit 3 (gene BLOC1S3). The transcript is spliced from 2 exons. The coding region runs from base 364 to 972 and encodes 202 amino acids. Lineage: Eukaryota; Metazoa; Chordata; Mammalia; Artiodactyla; Delphinidae. The record is from RefSeq and is a predicted model, not a curated record. Gene Ontology annotation, cellular component: BLOC-1 complex.
GCUCCCUACCCCGCCCUUAGUGCACCCGUCCCAGAGUCCAGUUGGGCUGUUACCCUUUCUGUGACCCAGGCACUUGUACGUGAACGGCUCAGGGCCCGUGUGCUUCCGAAUCUGACACAGGCUUGGAGGAGGGUGUGGCCUCUGCUAGGAGGCAAAAUCGGAAAGAGCUUAGUUUGGGACUCCGGGUACUCGUGCCUCAGCCUUGAUCGAGCUGGUGGUCCUCAGUUUUCCCAUCAGUACACUGAGGAGGCUGGGGUCUAGUAGCCCCCAUCAUCAUCAUCAUCAGGGAUGAUGAUGCAGAAAAGGAAACUGAGGCCCAGGCAGGGGAAGCAGAUGGCCCCAGAUUGCUAAGGUACUCGCGCCAUGGCGUCCCAGAGUCGUCGGCGGAGGCCGCUGCGGAGGCCUGCGACGGUGGUGCCGGGGGAGGCGGCCGAGACGGACUCGGAGCUCUCUGUGUCCUCGUCGGAGGAGGAGGAGCUGUACCUGGUCCUCUCGGGCCCGACGCGCGGCCGCCCCACGGGACUGCGGGUGGUCGGGGAGGCCGCGGAGACCGACUCGGACUCGGAGCCGGAGCCGAAGGCCGCGCCGAGGGAUCUGCCUCCGCUCGUGGUGCAGCGGGAGACUGCCGGGGAGGCCUGGGGAGAGGAGGAGGCCCCGGCGCCCGCCCCCGCGCGUUCGCUGCUGCAGCUCCGGCUGGCUGAGAGCCAGGCGCGGCUGGACCACGACGUAGCGGCCGCGGUGAGCGGCGUGUACCGCCGCGCGGGCCGUGAUGUGGCCGCCCUGGCCGGUAGGCUGGCGGCUGCCCAGGCGGCGGGAUUGGCGGCGGCCCACAGCGUGCGCCUGGCGCGGGGGGACCUCUGCGCGCUGGCCGAGCGCCUGGACAUCGUGGCCGGCUGCCGCCUGCUGCCCGACAUCCGCGGCGUGCCGGGCACCGAGCCCGAACAAGACCCGGGACCGCGAGCCUAUCUGUGACCCACUCUCCCGCCUGACUGAGCCCUGGGGGUAGGCCUUGCGGCCUCUGGGACCUGGCUCUGUGCCCUGUUUAGCCACCCACCCAUCUUACUGUCACCCUCAGAGAUAACCUCGCCCCCUGGAUAAUGCUCUGUGGGGGGGGGGGAGGGGGGAGAAAGGGGGGUUAAUGCUGUGCAGCCCUGCCAGGCCCUAGCAUCUGGUUCCACCCCCUGGCCCUGGCGCUUGCUCCCUGGUUCAGAGCUUGUGUGUGUCUGAAGCUUGGCUCAAACUGUUGGGUAACUAGCCACUCCUUAAUCUGUCUCCAUCUUAGCGGUUCACAGAGCCUCACCUCUCCUUUCUGUCUGCCUUCCUCAGUUUGGUUUCUGUUCACAGGGGCUGGUCCUGCUUCUAGCGCAGAUUCCCUGAUGUCUCUGGCCCUAGUCCCACUUCUGGAAUUCUGCCCUCUAAUCUGGACCCUUUUUCUGCUCCUCAGGCUUGGCUCUGAUUCCAUCUCCUCCUAGUCCUUGCCCUUCCGCCUCCUGGCUCCUUCUCCUUGGGCUUAGC